AUGCCAGUAGAGGACCUCCCAUCCAAAGUGAUCCUCACGGAUCCUUUGGACCCCAACACAAACCUAACCAUCCUCAAAUACGGUGCUACUAUCAUCUCGUGGAAAAACCAUGGUCAGGAACAAUUAUGGCUCUCGGAAGAGGCUCGUUUGGAUGGAUCGAAGCCGGUCCGCGGAGGGAUCCCCUUAGUAUUCCCCAUCUUUGGCAAACAAAAGGAUCCAAAACACCCGACGGCUUCGUUGCCUCAGCACGGGUUUGCUAGAUCCUCUACAUGGGAGUUCUUGGGCCAGACUAUGGAAUCGCCAGUGACUGUACAAUUCGGGUUGGGGCCUGAACACUUGUCCAAAGAAAUGGCCACUGCCUGGCCAUUUGACUUUACCUUGAUCCUCACCAUUACCCUAAAGGAGAAUAGUCUUGUUACCAACAUCUCGGUAGCCAAUGAGGGAGCCCCGUUUGAGUUUAAUUGGCUAUUCCACACAUACUACAGACUCAAUGAUAUCACAGAUACGUUGGUCAACAAUCUUGUUGACCAGACAUGCUAUGACCAGCUACUCACUACUUCCUACAUCGAGAAAGCACCUGCAAUCUCCUUCCAUGAAGAGUUUGAUCGCGUGUAUCUGCAGAUCAAUCCUGCAAGAACGAUCCAGAUCAUCGAUAAGGGUAAGGUCUUGUUCAAUUUACAUAGAGACGGGUUGCCGGAUUGUGUGGUGUGGAACCCUUGGGCAAAGAAGUCGGCUGCUAUGGCCGACUUUAUGCCCAAAAGUGCGUUCCAUCAGAUGCUUUGUGUGGAGCCCGGGUAUGUACAUUCGAUGAUUACGUUGAUGCCAGGAGAGAAGUGGGUCGCUGAACAGGAAAUUGAACUUGGGGGGGAGAUUAAAAUACAGGCUAAUAUCUACUAG
Molecule: messenger RNA, 897 nt
Organism: Lodderomyces oxycetoniae
Lineage: Eukaryota; Fungi; Ascomycota; Pichiomycetes; Serinales; Debaryomycetaceae
Product: glucose-6-phosphate 1-epimerase
Exons: 1
Coding region: 1-897 (298 amino acids)
Biological process (GO): carbohydrate metabolic process
Cellular component (GO): cytoplasm
Molecular function (GO): glucose-6-phosphate 1-epimerase activity; carbohydrate binding
Source: RefSeq, a predicted model, not a curated record